Molecule: messenger RNA, 1941 nt
Organism: Penicillium mononematosum
Lineage: Eukaryota; Fungi; Ascomycota; Eurotiomycetes; Eurotiales; Aspergillaceae
Exons: 2
Coding region: 1-1941 (646 amino acids)
Source: RefSeq, a predicted model, not a curated record
AUGGAAGACGCCCUCCGCCCUAGCAAGGAAGCCUUUGAAUACACCCUCCGCGCAAGCCAUCAGCUAUGGUCAACUUAUUUCGAGACCAGUGAUACCCGUCUUCCGCUGGAGUGUAUCGACCUCAAGUCCAUUCUCAAAGACACGCCUGCAUAUCUCGCCGACGGAUUAAUUGCAUCAGAUAAAGCAUUCUCGUUUGCUUGUGCGAAAACCCGUGGCAAUCUCGAUAUAAAGGGGCAGUUGAGAUGGCGGACGCCCAGAGCUGGCGCGGAUUGCAUUACCCCACCUAAGGUUAUACCGUUGGAUCUUCGGCUAGGUGUUCCAGAAGCUCGGAAGGUGGAAAUCUCCAACGAAGCCCCUCUGUCAGAAUGGCCCGGUGUGCGCGGUAUCUCUGGCUAUGACGAGGGUAACCACAUCGCCGUGUUGUUCCUGGCCUGGGCAUACAUUCUAUCGGCGAAAUGGGCCGAGUCGCUCCAUCGCUCCGAGACGCACCAGUGUUCAACGAAGUACUCUGAAACUUGUCAAGAACCAACGGAGGCAGUUCAACCGGAGGUGAUAGAGGUUGAUUUACCUCCAUAUGCAAGCGAAGCCGAGAUCGUCUGGUGGAACGCUGUACUCUCUGGAACACCCGCAUGGGAAAUAUCCGUGGAAUACCAGUCUGAGAAAUUCGUCUCACCAUGGUCCGUUUCCUUAGGCGGAGCGAUAUCAAUGCGAGCGAAACAAGGAAUGCAUCUCCAGUCGACAGCAUACAACCCUCCAUCAUCAACAACAGCCUUCCAAUACCUCCUCCGCUUCUGCAACCACCACCUUAUCUACGCACAAUGCACAGCAGCGCUAUCAGCAUCGUUCUUCACGCGCAACUUCUGUGUCCGCAAGCCACCGACUCUCCCAAUCCCAAGAACCGCCAAAAACCCGAAGUACCAAUCCACCCCGACAAGCCCCCAAUCCGUCUCAGCUCUGAUAUCCGAACACGAAAACCUCCUCCCAUACUAUAUGACGCUAAGCAGCAACAUUUUUCUCACAACAAUGCCAGCAAUGAAAAGCCUAUUCUUCAACCCAGACAUACCAUGCAAUCUAGUCAGCGCAUGGAAGAACCCCGCCUUCGCAAUAAUAAACCCACUCGUGAAACAAGGCAACAUCCCCCAUCUUCUCAACGGCCUCUCAGCGCGGCAACCGCGCGUAGCGAGUCUCUGGCUCGGCGCGGCAAUCAUGGGCACGAGUAGCGUGUUCCUGAAACAAUGCGAGCAGGGGAUGAUGACGUCUUCACUUCAGUCCGAGGCGUGGAUGGGGACGCCCACCACAUUUUUGACACAGCCACCGCGUAUCUAUGAUAACGGCGUUGAUUCCGUCCAGCGCGAGGAUGAAUGUAAGCUGCUUUUCCUUGCGACGCACACUGACGGGGGCUAUAACCAUGGGUAUCUUACUACCUGGCCGUGGAAGCCGUUUGGUAGUACCAAGGUCAGUGAUGCUGAUCUUCUGCUUCGAGAGCAUUUGAGCUGCGGAUGCCAUGCUUUGCAAUAUGAGGGAGCGCGGUUUGCCUCGUUGCUGUCAGAUUCCAAUUGUGCGUCUACGUCUGCGCCUGUUUCCAUGUGUCUCUCCUGUCCGAAACCAGGGGUUGCUUCUGCGGAUCUUCCCGCUCUGCCUAAAGAUUGUGAGUAUGAUCUGUACUCAGAUCGGCAGUCGGAUAAUCCCACACGAGGCAUAUUUUGCUGGCUUCGGUUGGAUGGGUUUCCUGCGAAUGAAAAUGGGAUAUAUCAGCAUUCGUGGAUUGAGAUUGCGAUGGACUCGGAUGAGGAGGUUGAUGAACAUGAGUCUGAUGAUUCUACGACUGGUGUUCGAGUUGAAAGGAUUCAAGGUUGGAUCGACGGUGUCGGUGAUGUCGAGGCAGUGGUUGAGGCCGAAACUGAAGAUAUUCGUGACAACUGCGUAGAUCGAGCUUUUUAG